Molecule: messenger RNA, 1285 nt
Organism: Panicum hallii
Lineage: Eukaryota; Viridiplantae; Streptophyta; Magnoliopsida; Poales; Poaceae
Product: F-box/kelch-repeat protein At1g16250-like
Exons: 1
Coding region: 9-1178 (389 amino acids)
Molecular function (GO): protein binding
Source: RefSeq, a predicted model, not a curated record
UCAGAACCAUGGGCUCCUUGCAUUGCAACGUCGCCGCCUCCCCGUCCUUCUCUAGCACCGGGAGCAGCAGCGGCGGCGAUAACGUCGUCAGCAGAGAUGGCAGCGUCAGGAUAUACGCGUGCUUUGCGCACGGCAGCAACAACAGCCUGGAGUGUUACGAGCCUGGUGCCAACACAUGGCGCCGCGUGGGCGCGCUCCCGGGUGUCCCUGACGGCCACAUACUGAAGGGAUUCGCUGUCGUCGCGCUGGGCGAAUCCGUGUAUGUUAUCGGCGGCCGGCUGUGCAAGAGGGAGCGUGGCGCCGCCGCCGGCGUGUACCACGACACCGACGUCAGCGUGAGGGCAGACGUGCUCCGGUACGAAGUGCGCCGAGGGGAGUGGCAGCACUGCGCGCCGCUCCUGCUCCCGCGCUUCGACUUCGCGUGCGCGCCGUGCCGGGGCAGGAUCUGCGUGGCCGGCGGGCAGUGCUCGCUGUCCGGCGCCCGGGGUACGGCGGCGGCGGAGGUGUACGACGAGGAGAAGGGCCAGUGGUCGGCUCUCCCCAACAUGAGCACGAUGCGCUACAAGUGCGUCGGCGUGACAUGGCAAGGCAGCUUCCACGUCGUCGGGGGCUUCGCAGAGAGCACGUUGACGGCCGGUGACGCCCUUCUGACGCCGGGAACCACCGUGCUACAGUCGUCGGCGCUGGAGCGGAGCUCGGCGGAGGUGUUACACUGCUCGAGGGGCACGUGGGAGAUCCUUCCGGGGAUGUGGCAGCUCGACGUGCCCCCGAACCAGAUCGUGGCGGUGGCGAACCGGCUGUUCAGCUCCGGCGACUGCCUCAACUGCUGGAAGGGCCACGUCGAGGUCUAUGACGGCGAGCUCAAUAUCUGGAGCAUCUGGGACCACUCCGCACUGCCAGACCUGUCGCUGCUGGCCAACCUCCCGUCGUCGGCUCAGCGGCUCUACCUCACCAUGGCCGCCGUCGGCACGCAGCUCUAUUUCCUCGCCGGGUACCAGGUGCCGUCCAGCAACGACAGCUUCAGAACAGUCUCGCUAGUGCACAGCUUCGACACCAACGCUCCGCCAGGGUUGGAGCCAGCAUGGAGCAGCUUCCAACCCAAAAUGGAGCCGGAUGACAUCGAGGACGAGAGCAAGGAGCUGUUCAGCCAGUGCUGCUCGGUGCAGCUCUCCAGCUAAUCACACAGAGUCACCACUCCGCCGCAUGUGCGUCAUGGUUUUCAUCGUAGCAUCAUGCAUUGUGUCUCAUCUGUAGACCUGCUAUUAAUCUGGUACUUGUGCUCCUG